Molecule: messenger RNA, 627 nt
Organism: Saccharomyces cerevisiae S288C
Lineage: Eukaryota; Fungi; Ascomycota; Saccharomycetes; Saccharomycetales; Saccharomycetaceae
Gene: PTH2
Product: aminoacyl-tRNA hydrolase
Exons: 1
Coding region: 1-627 (208 amino acids)
Cellular component (GO): mitochondrial outer membrane; cytoplasm
Molecular function (GO): peptidyl-tRNA hydrolase activity
Source: RefSeq, marked reviewed
AUGGAAAAGAUGACAGUUUCUUCGAAUUACACCAUAGCUUUAUGGGCUACUUUCACCGCAAUCUCCUUUGCCGUGGGUUACCAGUUGGGUACGUCGAACGCAUCAUCAACUAAGAAAUCCUCAGCUACUUUACUGCGUUCUAAAGAAAUGAAGGAAGGAAAGCUACACAAUGACACUGAUGAGGAGGAAAGUGAAAGCGAAGAUGAGAGCGAUGAGGACGAAGAUAUUGAGUCCACUUCAUUGAAUGAUAUACCUGGAGAAGUUAGGAUGGCAUUGGUGAUUCGUCAAGAUCUUGGCAUGACAAAGGGCAAAAUAGCGGCACAAUGCUGUCACGCAGCAUUGUCAUGUUUUAGACAUAUUGCUACAAACCCCGCGCGUGCUUCAUACAACCCAAUUAUGACACAAAGAUGGCUAAAUGCUGGACAGGCUAAAAUAACGUUGAAAUGUCCAGAUAAGUUUACAAUGGACGAGUUGUAUGCGAAGGCUAUAUCACUUGGGGUGAAUGCAGCAGUUAUUCAUGAUGCUGGUAGAACACAGAUUGCUGCGGGAAGUGCCACCGUAUUGGGUUUAGGACCUGCUCCAAAAGCAGUAUUGGAUCAAAUAACAGGUGAUUUGAAAUUGUAUUGA